Prorocentrum cordatum is the source of this 2406-nucleotide messenger RNA. Lineage: Eukaryota; Dinophyceae; Prorocentrales; Prorocentraceae. The record is from the annotation of a GenBank genome assembly.
UCCGACGCAUUCUAAGAUGGGGGGGCGGAUUCUCCAAGCCCGCGCCACGACCUUGAGAUCCGACGUCGCGAAAAGUUGCAACAUCGCGAAACAUCACGACCGCGAGGGCCAAAACACUGAGCGGCCCUUUUCCCGACCCUGGCUGCGCGCCGCGGGCAAUGGACGACCAGGGCAGCGCCAGCGAGGCUUCGUCCUCCCAUGCCUCGGAGAGUGGCGGCCACCGCCCCCGCCCGACGAGGGGCGGCCGUGCCGUGCGCAUGAAGAGCUUGCGGCAGUCGCGGGCUGGCAUGCACAACGGCGAGCCUGGCGGCGUGUGUGGCUGCGGGCAGCUUCAGGCGUUCCUGGAGGCCCGCCUGAGCCAGCUUGAGGAGGCGGGCCGCGUGCUCGUGGACAAGCAGGUGGCCUCCAUCCUGGAGGCGCUGGCGCAGAGCAGCCGUGCGCCCCAGCCGCCGGAGCAGCGCCCCGGCCUCCUGCAGUCGAGGGAAGGCCGCCUCUGCGCCGGCCACCUCGGCGGCGAGGGCCGCCGUGGCGGCCCCGGCGCCCGGGACCCCGACGCCCGCUGCGUUGACGUGACGGAGGAGGCGGGCGGCGUGGCGCCGCACACCGGCUGCGGCGGCCUCUUCUCGGAGGACGGCCCCGCCUUGGAAGGCGGGGGCUUGAGAGCAAGCCUCCGCGGCCUGUGGGCGCCCCAGUCGGCCCCGGAGGCGGAAGACACGGCGAGCCCGAGCGACGAAGCGGGCUCCCGCAAUCAGCUGGGCCCGAGAAAGCUGAGCCGAUCUAGCUCGGGCGUCAGCAAGACCAGCAAGGCCUCCGCCAACCUGAGCAUGGAGAGCGCGCUGCCAUGCGUGCACGAGCAGCUCCAGUCCCCGACCACCAAGACCAGGAUAAGCACGUCGCCGGCGCCGAGCGAUACCGACCUCGACCAAGCGCGUCCCAGGCCCACUCGCUCGCAGUCCAAGAGAUCGGGGAGCAGCAAGAAAUCGAUCAGGUCCGAGGUCAAGCGCCCGACCGUCCUCAGCUGGGUCAACGACACCAGCAGGGACCAGUCGCGCCGGUCCACAACCAGAUUCACUAUGUUCCUCAGGUCGCUCCCGGUCCCGGGCACGGAUGAGUUCCUCUCGUGCUUGCAACGGGCGUCGUCCCUGAAGGAGCCAGACAGAGUAGGGCCACUGCACAGAUGUGUCCGGAGUCUGCAGUUCAGCUUUGUGUGCCAGAGCGUCAUUCUUCUCAACACGUUUUUCGUCCUUGUCGACACGAACUACCAGAUAGAGAACCUUGACAAGGACGCGUUGCCGAUUCCGUUCCCUGUGGACCUGUUCUUUGGCAUUUUCUACACUGGCGAGCUGGCCCUGAGGAUAUAUACCCACCGCUACUUUUUUUUCAUUGGGGAAGAGGCGUCUUGGAACUGGUUCGACACCUUCUUGGUGAUCGUUACAAUGCUGGAUUUGCUCGGAAGCAUGGGAGGCAACGUGGGGUACACUCGCGUCUUCCGUGUGCUGAAGGUUGUCAAGGUCCUGAGGGUCGUGCGCGUCCUCCAGUUUUUCACCGAUCUGCGCAUGAUGAUCAAUUGCGUCCUGGCAUCGAUCGUUUCCCUGUUCUGGUGCAUAGUGAUGAUUGUAUUUGUCAUGUUUAUCUUCGCGGUCUACUUCACGCAGGAGGCGACCAGGUACAUGAAGGAGGAUGGCCCGCCGAAUGUCGAGCUGGCAGACUACCCUCUCAUCCGGGUCUUUUUUGGCAACGUGCAGACAUCUAUCUUGACCUUGUUUAUGUCUGUGACUGGCGGGGAGGAUUGGCGUAACGUUUAUGUCGUGUUGCAGCCUGUGGGGGACAUGCCGUGUGCCUUUUUCUUAGCGUUCAUAUUCGUAUUCCUUUUCUCAAUACUGAAUAUCAUUAUGAGCAUCUUCGUGGAGAAGGGCGUCAAAAUGGCCGAGCCAGACACGAACAACCAGAUCCUCGAGGCGAGGCGGAAGCAGGCUGCCGACAGGAAAGAGUUGAUGCAGAUGUUCAACAAGGUGGACGCCGACGGCUCCCAGACUAUAAGCCAGGACGAGUUCGAGAUUUGCGUCGCGACGGAAGAGUUCAAAGAUUUUCUCUCGACUCGCGGCAUCGACAUCAAGGAGGCCAGGACUUUCUUCGACAUGGUAGCUGACACCAUUGGAGACAGGGAGUUGGACGUAAACCACGUCGUACGGUGCUGCCUCGGCAUCAAGGGGUUCGCGACCAGCGUAGACCUGCACAUCCUUCGCUACGAGGUGAGGGAAGCGAUGCGCCUGAUUGAAGAAUUGCAUGUUGCCUUCUGCGCAGACUCGUCAUCACUCGAAAGCCCCAGAAGCGGGUCGGACAAUUGUGAUGUAUGAGUCCUUUGUUCGCCCGUGUUCUCUUGCGCUCCCCCCCCCCCCCCAAUAU